Molecule: messenger RNA, 492 nt
Organism: Orbilia oligospora ATCC 24927
Lineage: Eukaryota; Fungi; Ascomycota; Orbiliomycetes; Orbiliales; Orbiliaceae
Exons: 2
Coding region: 1-492 (163 amino acids)
Source: RefSeq, a predicted model, not a curated record
AUGGGCAUAUUGAAAGCACGCACGCUGGCAAUAGUGCCCGGGACGACCCUUUUGAUGGCAGGUGGUGCGGCAGCCGCGAUUCCAGCUGGUGGUUAUAUCUACGCCGCUGACAGUCCGAAAGCAGAUCCUAUACAUGGUAAUAAUGGAAAUGUUCUCACUGGUAGGCCACAGGUUACAAGGUGCAUUGUCAUUGCUGUUUGUGCCCUUGUAGUAACCAGCUUCCUCGCAAUCUGCCUCUGGCGCUUCAUCCGUCGUCGUCGCCGUCGCAGAAGACGUAGUACAGAUGUGGAAAUCGCAAACGUCUCCAGAAGUCGUAGACGGACUUCAAGAAGACGAAGACGAAGAGAGCCUCCACCACCCUAUUCUGCUACUGCAUUCCCGCAACCAUUGACAAUGCAGUAUCUUGAAGAGAAUCGGAUGGCAACUAUCGAUGGGAUUGAGGAUAGGGACCCUGAUUUGCCCAGGGUGCCUGCACCAGCUUAUAAACUAUAG